GGGUUACUGAAAACAUCCUGCUCGGAGCGCUGCCAGCACCUUCUGGUUUCGGAGGCUGACAGUUCUGUAUUACAUUGUAACAUCCCCGGGCUCCGAUCAUGCUGGCUGGUAACUCUCUCCUUGGAAACAAAGUGGCUACCGGUCUCCUGUUUGUCUUCUUCAUAUCUGUGAAUGUUUGUGCUGGGGAUUAUAAAGAAGAUUCCUCACAGAUUCAGAGAAAUGAUCAACAUUUCAAUGAAAGGCAAUUAGAUUUGAAGGAGAUCGUUUUUGUCAUUCAAAGCCAAAGCAGUUCUUUCCACGCAAAACGCGCAGAAGGAUACAGAGAAGAACUGCUACAACAGGCCAGAAGCCUUGAACAGAAUCUUCCUCCUGUACUACUUAUUCAUGAAGUGACAGAAAAUGAAGGAGACUGGAGUAUUCUGCCUUUGUUACCACAUUUAUCUGCUUCCUAUGGAAGGAACUCAUCUUGGAUUUUCUUCUUUGAAGAAGAAACAAACUUGAACAUCGGUAAACUUCUUCAGAUUUUGAGGAGGUUUGACAAGGAUAAGGUAUGUUUGUUUUUCAUCUUAAAUUUGUUGACAAGUAAUUGUUUUACACUUACUGUAGGAGGGAAAGGCUUCCUGAGUUACUUGUUUUGCUUUCCUACCAAACAUUCUAGAAAGCUUGCAAACAAAGUGAAAGAUGAACCACUUAAAUCAGAUUUCACUAUUGACUUGAAGCAUGAGAUUGCACUUUACAUUUGGGAUAAUGGGAAAGGUCCAAGUUUAACACCAGUCCAAGAGCUAUGCACAGAAGAGGAAGGUUCUCCCAGAGCUGACAACUGUGCAACUACAGUCAACACAUAUCUCCCGUAUUGUGGAGAUCCUGUGAAAAAGGAGGAUAUCUUUAUUGCAGUGAAAACAUGCAAAAAGUUCCAUAAAGAGAGGGUUCCUGUUGUGAAGAAGACCUGGGAGAAACAUGCUGCUUUGAUUGAGUACUACAGUGAUUACGCAGACUCUUCAAUACCAACCAUAGACUUGGGGGUGCCCAACACAGAGAGAGGGCACUGUGGAAAGACAUUUGCUAUUUUGAAGAGAUUUGUGAGCAAAUCUGCCCCAAAGACAAACUGGCUGCUGAUUGUGGAUGAUGAUACGCUCAUCAGCAUCCCAAGACUGCAGAAACUGCUGAGCUGCUACAAUCCUAGUGAGCCAAUCUGCCUAGGAGAGCGCUACGGCUAUGGACUGGGAUUAGGGGGCUACAGCUACAUCACCGGAGGAGGUGGGAUGGUGUUCAGCAGAGUGGCAGUGGCGAGGCUGCUGGGCAGCGGCUGUCAGUGCUACAGUAACGACGCCCCUGAUGAUAUGGUCCUGGGGAUGUGCUUCAACGCGAUGGGAGUCCCUGUGACACACAGUCCACUCUUUCAUCAGGCAAGGCCUGAAGAUUACGCAAAGGACUUUCUUGCCCACCAAGUUCCCAUUUCUUUUCACAAGCACUGGAACAUCGAUCCAGUCUCUGUCUUUCAUAAAUGGUUAGCCGAGGACCAGGGUGACAGACCAGCAGAGACAGUGCUCAGAGGCACAAGGCAAGAGUUAUAAUGUCUGGAACUUAGAACCCCAUGACAUGUUGUGCGUAUUUGUAUAUCUGUGUUGUUGGAAGAGCUACAAGAAAGUGUUUAUAUGAUUGGGCAUUUUUCAGUUGCGGACAAUUUUGAAAUAGUUUUUUUUUUUGCUUUCCAUUUUCUACAUGUACAUGGAAUUUUUCCAACUGCUGUUCAGCCUAAACCACCUCCAUUGACCUCUGGGAACAAAAGACACGCACAACUCCACAUUUUGCACUGCAGAAUUCUCCGUCAGCUGGGGGGAGACGGACGUAACUCCUGUGUGCUCCUCGCAGAUCCCCGACACCAUGUCGGUAACAGGUUGCACAGGUGCUGGUAACCCACUCUCUCUCUCUCUCAUUAGCGCUCUGCCUGAUUUGUUAGCUUCCACAAUGCCACUCCUCAGAUAGGCGGUCACUGCUGCGCCACUCUUUCUGUGCUUUUGGUGGAGGCAUAGAUUUUGCUGGAUCUGCCACUCUGGAAGACUCUUGGAAAUUUUAAGAGAAAAAAUUCUUAUUUUGAAGUGAGAUGAAAAUGAAAAUACCAUCAGUGAAAAGGAGAAAGAGCAAAAAGGGAAGAGGCUGCGACAGCCAUUUACUUAAGAAUAAUGUCCAUGGCAUUGUAGUGUGUAUAAAAAAAACUGUACGUAAAUGUAGUCUGUCAGAUGAUUGAGAAAUGAGAUGAAAGGGUACAGGCAGUAGAACUUGAAUGCUGAUGUGUUUCAUUUAAUGUGUACUUAAUGUUUUAUUUUCCUGUAAUAUGCAUAUAAAACUGUAUGCAAUCUCUUGUAAAGUUAUGAGUUUCGAAUUUUUACGAAGUAAAAUUUCUAUAAUGUUAAUAACA
Molecule: messenger RNA, 2419 nt
Organism: Lepisosteus oculatus (spotted gar)
Lineage: Eukaryota; Metazoa; Chordata; Actinopteri; Semionotiformes; Lepisosteidae
Source: RefSeq, a predicted model, not a curated record